This is a messenger RNA of Maudiozyma saulgeensis, 2070 nucleotides long. Lineage: Eukaryota; Fungi; Ascomycota; Saccharomycetes; Saccharomycetales; Saccharomycetaceae. The record is from the annotation of a GenBank genome assembly.
AUGAAUGUUUUAGUGUAUAAUGGACCUGGUACCACACCAGGUUCUGUUAGACAUGCUGUUGAUACUCUCCGUUAUCUGUUAGAACCGCAUUACGCAGUUAGUACUGUUUCCUCGAAAGUUUUAUUGCAAGAGCCAUGGCAAACGAAAACAUCAGCUUUGGUCUUUCCAGGUGGGGCAGACCUACCGUAUGUUAAAGAAUGUAGAACUGUUAUUCCAGCAAUCAAAGAUUUCGUCUCCAAGAAAGGUGGGAAAUAUAUUGGAUUUUGUGCAGGUGGUUACUUUGGUUCAAGUAGAGUAGAAUUUUGUCAAGGUGAUCCCUUGAUGGAAGUCACUGGAAAUAGAGAUUUGAAAUUAUUUCCAGGUACUGCAAGGGGACCAGCAUUUGACGGGUUUAAAUAUAAGAGUGACGUAGGUGCAAGGGCCUCAAAAUUAUUAGUCAAUAAUGGUGCUGAAUUCAGUUGUUACUAUAAUGGUGGUUCUGUAUUUGUUGAUGCAGACUCAUACAGUAACGUUGAAGUGUUAGCUCACUAUGUCAAUGCUAUUGAUGUGCCAUUUUCAGAUGUCAAUAAAGAUAAUACUAAACCUGCAGCCGUGGUUUUGUGUUCUGUAGGGAAAGGUAAAGCACUUUUGACAGGUCCUCAUCCAGAAUUUAUUCCAAGGCUAUUAGAAAAGGGAGAAGAAGAUAACGAUUUCCCUGCUCAUUUGCUAGAUACAUUGAAAAAGGAUGAUUCUAAAAGAAUAGAAUUUAUGCAUUAUAUUUUAACAAAACUGGGUUUAAAAACAAGAUCGAAUUAUGCGUCUUAUCACGUUCCAUCAUUAACACCACUUUUGAUGGUCAAUAGUCCAUAUAAUAAUACUGCACAAUCUGACAAUUUUGAAGAUAGGAUAGUCAAAAAUGUUGAUGAUGUCAUUGUUAAUGGUAAUCAUUUGGAAUUUUCAACUGAAACAGAUUCAUUUGAAUUAUUUAAAGGUAUAAGUGAUUCAUUUGAUGAUGCUUCUUCACAUCUUAAUAAGAAUGAUCCCGAAAAAUCUUUAAAGACAAUUGUUAUACCAAAUGAGGAUGAAUUUUCAUUAUUAAAUAAUAUUGCGCCAGGUUUCAAUUUUCAAAAAUAUUUUAUGACCCUUAAAGAAAAUAAUACCAUAGGUUCUAUUUUAAUGUAUGGUGAAGUGGUUACUUCAACUAGUACAUUACUAAAUAUCAACAGAACUCUUUUGAAUUCACUUCCAGAGAACCGCAUUCUUCAUGUUGGGGAUGUUCAAUUAGCCGGUAGAGGUAGAGGUGGUAAUUCUUGGGUUAAUCCAAAGGGGGUAUGUGCUUCAACUGCAGUUAUAUCCAUGCCACUUAUUUCUCCUGUGACCCAUCAAAAUAUAUCGAUAUCUUUCGUUCAAUAUUUAGCUAUGUUGGCAUAUUGUAAAGCUAUUACCAGCCACGGACCAGGAUUUGAAGAUUUACCCGUUAGGAUCAAAUGGCCUAAUGAUUUAUAUAUCAUGAAUCCGGAUUAUUAUUACUCAAAAAAGCUUCAAUUAUUCGGUAAUAAAUUUGAUCAUAGUUUGGUUCCAUUGACCGAUAUAGAACCAGCUUAUGUUAAAGUAGCUGGUUUAUUGGUUAAUACCCAUAUUUUUGGUGAUAAAUACACGCUCCUUUUGGGGUGUGGAUUGAAUAUUAGUAGUACUGGACCAACGACAUCAAUAGAUAGAUGGAUUGAUAUUAUUAAUGAGGAGAGAAACAAACAGAACUUUUCUGCGUUACCUCAUAUAGAAAAAGAGAAGUUGUUGGCCGAUUACAUGAAUAAUUUGGAAGAUAUUAUGAAGACCUUUGUCAAUCGCGGUAUAAAUUAUAUACUUCCAGAAUAUUAUAGAUACUGGUUGCAUUCAGAUCAAAUUGUCACAUUAUCAGAUCAUGGAAAUUCAAGAGCAAUGAUAACGGGAAUUACUGAGGAUUAUGGUUUAUUAAUUGCGAAGGAACUUGCACCAGGUAGUGAUUACAGUUUCACCGGUUCUGUAUUCCAUUUACAACCAGAUGGUAACACCUUCGAUAUCUUUAAAGGCCUGAUUGCCAAAAAAGCUUAA